This is a messenger RNA of Aspergillus versicolor CBS 583.65, 2379 nucleotides long. Its product is annotated as Zn(II)2Cys6 transcription factor. Bases 1 to 2379 code for a protein of 792 amino acids. NCBI's taxonomy places the organism in Eukaryota, Fungi, Ascomycota, Eurotiomycetes, Eurotiales, Aspergillaceae. Gene Ontology annotation, biological process: regulation of DNA-templated transcription; DNA-templated transcription. Gene Ontology annotation, molecular function: DNA binding; DNA-binding transcription factor activity, RNA polymerase II-specific; zinc ion binding. The transcript is spliced from 2 exons. The record is from RefSeq and is a predicted model, not a curated record.
AUGCGAUCAAAUAAACGCCCUCGCUCCGCGGGGAAUCAUGGGGUCUUCCGGGUCGUCUCCUUCUUCCCAGCUUCGUCGGAUCCCUCAGCAGAUGCCUCGUCUGGUAGAACGCAGGCUUCCUCAGGAAUGCCAUUGACGCCUUCAGAGCCCUCGCCGCCUACCUCCAAAAUCGCUAUUCCCCGGGUGUCGCAGCUUCGGUCCUACGGUAAUCAACGCGUCAAGCGAGCUUGUAUUGAAUGCCGCGAGCAGAAGACGAAAUGCAAUGGACAGAAUCCCUGUGGUCGCUGUACCAGCAUGGACCUGCAGUGCGUCUAUGUGGAUGGAAAGCGGGAGGUUACGGAGAAGCGCCUCCACGAUCUGGAGAGGCAGGUGCAGGCUUACGAUCGGCUUUUGAAGGAGCUCCAGCCGCGCGUGGAUAGUCAGGAUAAGGGCCUGAUUUCACGGACGCGAGCUCAGUUUGUUAGUUCAGAACCGGAUCUUCCCCUCCCAGAUCAUGCGACGCACUCUUCAACGCACUCGUUCGGAAUCGAGUAUAUCCAGGAGGAUUUCCACAAGGACAAAGGUUUACAAGCUAUUGGAUUCAUGGGUGGCCCGUCAGAGAUGUCAUGGAUCAACGAGUUGUAUCAGGUUCUAGAAAAAGAUACGCCCUUUUUGGACACCGAGGCGUCGAACAAAUCCCAGUCCUUAACAUCGGUCUGUUAUUUCCUUGACGAUGAGGAGCUGGUACUGGAUUCAAGCAUCGAUCCGUAUGGACGACCGCCCCGCCAUAUCGCCGAUAAGCUGCUGGACUGCUAUUUCUUUACUGUUCAUCCUUCGUUUCCGAUCAUCGCAAAGAUACCUUUUAUGCAGCAGUAUGAAAUGUACUAUACACGACUUGACAUCCAGCCGACUAAGCGCUGGCUCACAAUUCUGAAUUUAGUAUUUGCACUCGCUUCAAAGUUCGCGCAAUUAGUUUCAAAGCCAUGGGUGGCGGAGGCGGACAGUCCCAUGACCUGCUUUACAAGAGCGCGCAAGCUCAACUUCACCGAGAGUCAGCUUUUGGAACAUCCAAAUCUACAGCAAGUCCAGGUCGAAGGACUCACCGCAUUCUUUUUAAUGGCAAUCGGCCAUAUCAACCGCUCCUGGAGAGCCUGUGGCGUUUCGGUUCGCUCGGCCAUCGCCCUGGGCGUCAACCUGCGCAGCGAGAGCAAAGAAACAUCCAACUUAUCUAAAGAAAUUAGAUACCGGGUAUGGUGGUCAAUAUAUACUCUUGAAAAUACCCUCUCAAUCAUGACCGGUCGCCCGACAAGUGCGCCGGACAAAUACAGCACCACCCCACUGCCCAUCCCAUUCGACGAGGAGCAGUUCCGUGAACCAGUGGCUUCGCGUCUGCUAAUGGACUUUAGGGCGCGCACCGAUUACAUGCAGGGGUUGACGUCUCAGCGGCGCGUUAGUCCUGGAUGGGAUUCAUCCGCUCUAGGUCAUGGGGUUAUGGGGCAGGAGCCCCCGCCGACCCCGAUGGACAUUUCUCCCAGCAACUCAUUUUACUUCUUCUACUUCGUUGACUUAACCGUGAUUAUGCGCCGCGCGAUCGACUCACUAUAUAGUCCUGGAUUUGCGCGUCGUCCUUGGCUGACGAUUAGCGCGUCUAUUAUGGAUUUGGUCCAAGAAACCGACGAGUGGCUAAGCAGGGUUCCUUAUGUAUUCCACUUUAAGUUCCACCCCCAGUCAACAGAUUUCGAGCGACAACGCUGGAGUUUGGCUUUCCGGUUUUAUAGUUUGCGUAUAACUCUCAGUCGGCCGUCGCUGUGUCGCUCGGAACGACAACGGUCUCCUACUGAAGCCUCAGCGCUCAGUCAGCAGCGGAUAGCAAGCAUAUGCAUUGACUCGGCUUGCGAGCUACUAGAUCUGCUGCCUGAUAAGACGGAUGCGCUUUGGCUAGUCCAAGUGUCCCCAUGGUGGUGUGUGCUGCAUUAUCUCAUGCAGGCUAUUACCGUGCUGCUGAUCGAAAUGGAGUUCUGUGUUCGGUUCCACGCCGACGGAGCCUCCCAUAUCACGUUGCACUUGGAGAAGGGACUGGAGUGGCUGCGCAGCCUUGGGUCGAUCAGUGUACCAUCGCGCCGGUCGUGGGAGGUCUGCAAUAGCAUCUACAAUCGCCUAUUUUUCGGGCCAGGGCCCCGGCCAACCGCCCUUGCAGAUGUACACAUGUUCUCGCCUGAACGAGUCUCGCGCAGCUCCAGCGUAACUUCGACUACUGCAGUUUCGCCAAGCUUCGAGACAGAAUUUACGGAGGGCCCGGCCUUUGGUGAGCCGUAUAUGAAUCUCCCGCAAAACAUGACGGUCCACCCUGCCAUCCAAACGCCGUAUGAUGAGAUCCCUCUCUACAAGAACCCGAUUUAG